Messenger RNA from Prorocentrum cordatum, 1536 nucleotides. The record is from the annotation of a GenBank genome assembly. Lineage: Eukaryota; Dinophyceae; Prorocentrales; Prorocentraceae.
UCAGCUGUCCGGCCUGCAUGCGGUGGUGGCUCCCCCGCCGUCUCCGCUUGCCAGCCGGAGGCCAUGGGCCGCGGGUCGGCGAGCGGCACCGCAAGCGUGGCGCCGUCCAGCGGUGGCCGGAGUGGCGGAGAGGUGGCCGAGAGGGUGGCCCGCCCCAGCGACGCCCGCUCGCUGCGGGAGAAGACGAGGGAUGAGCUGCACGAGUCUGGCGAGACCGUCAUGUUCAGUCAUAUCCUCCUGCCUGUGCUUGCCCACGGCUCUCGUCUGAUCUACGCGCCCGACGAGGUCGUCGCACACAUCGCAGGCAAAGUCUUUGGAAUGGUAUCCACCGCGUGCACUGCGUCGACUGUUGACGCACGGAAGUUUAGUGAUAAUCUGCCGAGGGAUGUGAAGAAGCUCAUGAAGGAAUAUUGGCCCAUCAUGGUGUCUUUCACCAUUGGAGUACUCAUCUUUCACAGAUACGCGCAGACCCUGAAGUGCGCGAUGCAGAAUACAUUCUUGGGAUGGGCUGAUUGGAAUCGGGAGAUGGGGAUGGUGGCACGCUUCUUCAGUAUCAGCGCUUUGAUGGUCGUGCGGCUUAUCGUUAGCAACGUGCUCCCUUUCACUUCCCCUGCCUUUGCGUACCUCAUCGCGAAGUCGCAGCCUGAGGGUGAAGGCGUUGCAGGAACCUUUUACCUUCUUGCCUGUAGCAUGCCCGCGGGAGCUCUUAUACCCCUUCUCGACACUUUCGCGAAGCGCUACUACGAUUGUGAGUUCUUGGUGACGAAAUAUGCCAGCAUUGCUACGGACUACUUGCCUUUCUCGUUUUGGGUGCGUCCAUUAUUCAUGGAACCGGCGUUCCUUUCGGCAAAGAAGGCUGGCUUCGACGACAAAGGUGCCGCCUCCGCGGCUGUGCUCACAGGGCACUUCAUGAUUUGGGCCGGCCCGGCAACGACGAUGCACCAGCGGAUGUUCGUCCCGGAUAUCAUUACCUGUGUCUUGAUUCAGCCGCUCGGGCUCAUGGAGGAUGUUGCUGUCGUUCUCGCCACGUGGGCGGGCGAAACGCCUCAGAGCCAGAAGGCCGCCCAAAUUGCUUUGUACGUGUUCAUGCUCCUGAUGAACUGCGUGCAAUACAUCACGUCCAGGUCGGAGUUCAUCGCGUUCACGUCAAUGCAUGCUGCGUCUAGUGCCCGACACUUGAUAGUUGGGGCUUUGACGCUAAUAUUCCUGACGCUGAAAUUUCUGCAGCCUGUUAAUGAGCCUAGUACAACUUCCACCUUCACAACGAGUGCAAUAUCAUUCUGUGCAACGGAACACACCAACGUGACCGCCGUCACCUGGACAGUUUUACAAGUGUCGGCCGAAGCGGUAAUGUGUUCAGUUCUGGCCAAGGUGUUGGUCAAUUGUUUCCCGUGUGUCGAUGUGGAUACUCUUGUUCUCGAUCGGGAUGUUGGUGAUGUCCAUCAGGGCACGUGGUGCGACGUGACAGCCCAGCCCAGGGGCGACCUCAUGCCGUACGCGUCGCAACACGCCGCGGGACGCCCCCUGCUCGGUUGA